Messenger RNA from Oryza brachyantha (malo sina), 1777 nucleotides. RefSeq names its product cyclin-A2-1. Gene Ontology annotation, molecular function: cyclin-dependent protein serine/threonine kinase regulator activity. Bases 2 to 1474 code for a protein of 490 amino acids. The transcript is spliced from 11 exons. Lineage: Eukaryota; Viridiplantae; Streptophyta; Magnoliopsida; Poales; Poaceae. Gene Ontology annotation, cellular component: cytoplasm; cyclin-dependent protein kinase holoenzyme complex; nucleus. The record is from RefSeq and is a predicted model, not a curated record. Gene Ontology annotation, biological process: mitotic cell cycle phase transition; regulation of cyclin-dependent protein serine/threonine kinase activity.
CAUGGCUGCAAGGAAGGAAAAUCCGGUGCUUACGGCUUGUCAAGCACCCAGUGGCCGAAUCACACGAGCUCAAGCCGCUGCAAAUCGUGGGAGAUUCGGGUUGGUUCCCUCGGUACCACUACCUGCAAGAACUCAACGAAAGCAGACAGCAAAAGGAAAGACGAAAAGGGGAGCUUUGGAUGAAAACACAGCUGCAGGUACUGCAGCUUCAGCGCCUCAGCCUAAACGGCGCACAGUGCUCAAGGAUGUAACCAACAUCGGCUGUGCUAACUCAUCCAAAAAUUGCACCACUGGAACUAAGCUGCAGCCAAAGUCAAAGCCCACCCAAAGGGUGAAACAAGCUCUGAGCAAAAAGCAGUGCUCAAAGAAGGUCCCUAAGCUACCCCUUCCGGCUGCUGGUGGAAAUUCAGUUGUGAAUGAUUCGAGAAAUUCGGAAGAAACUCAAAAGGUGGACCUUUUGGCACAAUUGGACGAGCACACUGAUUUGCUUGGCAAUGAAGGGGCACUGUCAUUGCAGAAUAUUGAGCGAAACAGGGACAGUGCUUGCCACGAGGCAUUCUUUGAGGCAAGAAAUGGCACGGAUAAACCUGAAUUUGCUGACUCAAAAGCUGGUGACUCUUGUGGUUUAGAUUUUAUAGAUAUUGACAAUGAUAAUGGGAAUCCUCAAAUGUGUGCUUCCUAUGUUGCAGAGAUAUACACAAAUAUGAUGGCGUCAGAGCUUAUCAGAAGACCCAGAUCAAAUUACAUGGAGGCUUUGCAGCGGGACAUCACAAAGGGCAUGCGAGGCAUUCUCAUUGAUUGGCUUGUUGAGGUUUCUGAAGAAUAUAAACUCGUGCCAGACACACUCUACCUAACCAUUAAUCUUAUUGACCGAUUUCUUUCUCAGCAUUAUAUUGAAAGGCAGAAACUGCAACUUCUCGGAAUAACAAGCAUGUUGAUUGCCUCGAAAUAUGAAGAGAUCUGUGCUCCUCGUGUUGAAGAAUUUUGUUUCAUAACUGACAACACAUAUACAAAGGCUGAGGUGCUGAAAAUGGAGUGCCUGGUGCUUAAUGAUCUGGGAUUUCAUCUAUCUGUUCCAACAACAAAAACAUUUCUCAGGAGAUUCCUUAGGGCCGCACAGGCUUCUCGUAAAGUUCCUUCUAUUACUUUGGGAUGUUUGGCCAAUUAUCUUGCAGAGCUGACUUUGAUCGAUUAUAGUUUCCUGAAAUUUCUUCCUUCAGUGGUGGCAGCAUCUGCAGUCUUUCUUGCAAAAUGGACGCUUGACCAAUCUGACCUUCCAUGGAACCGUACUCUUGAGCACUACACUUCUUACAAAAGCUCUGAUAUUCAAAUAUGUGUCUGCGCUCUACGGGAACUGCAGCAUAACACCAGCAAUUGCCCUCUCAAUGCUAUACGUGACAAGUAUAGGCAACAAAAGUUUGAGUGUGUAGCCAACCUGACAUCACCGGAACUGACGCAGUCACUAUUCAGUUGACAGGUCAAUGGUAUCAGUUUCCUGUUAAUCAACAGCCAUUAGCAGAGAUUGUUACCAAGACUGAUCUGAUUUGUUGUGUUCUGAAAUGUUGUUGUUUCCGACCUUUUUAGAGUCACCCCAGUAAAAAUUAAAAAAAGGAGAGAUAGCUUGCAUUUGUUUGACCUUAAGUAUGCCUUUAGUUGAUAAUUGUAAGAAAACACCCACUGUGUGUAGGCUACCGCCCUGGGUUGAUAAUUGUAAGAUGAUCCUGCUUGUAUAACAAAUGGUGCUUGGUUUGUCUGAGAUUAUGUUAUUCCUUUGUUA